ACACACACUCUCUGAGGGGGUUCAUACACAGAUUAUUUACUGAAUAUAUACAGCUUAUUAUUUACAAUGAUGUGUUUUCACAUUCUUAAAUGGCCUGUGGUCCCAAUUUGUGUAAUUGGCAUUCAUCCAGGAGACCAAAGGCGAGCUGUCGCGUCAUCCCGACCAACCAAUCAGCGUCCGGAGCGCGGUGACGAGGGGCGGCGCUCGCGCGGAGAAGGCAGCGCAAUUAAACAGAGGGGAGCGCAAUUUAAAUCCAAAACAUCUUUGGACGCGCGCUGAGUGGGCAGGAAACACACACUUCACACACUUGACACACACACUCUGUCUCAGCGGGUGACAGGAGGAGAAGUGUCCGGAGCUGUGAUAUCGCUGUCCGGUCAAGUUGAAGUGGAGCCGCGCUGGUGCGCACGGAGCCGCGGACCGACUCACCGGAGCUCUGCGCCGUUUCCGGGACAUUUUUUGGGGGAAACUAAAAAAGGAGAAAGAAGACGUGUGUUAACAUUUUGUCUUCCUGACUUUCUUCCCUCCGCAGCACUGAUGGAAUGGUUUGGUUUAAUCGGAUUAUCGCUCCUCUAAACUCCGGUUUCCUCAGAGAGGCGGUGACACCGGCGGCUCCACCGGGGGUCAGCCGUCCCUCCGCAGCCGCUCACAGCGCUUCUUCUCCGGUCUCCUCCGAGCUCCAGCGGUCGUUCAUAUGAGUGCAGCGUUCAGUCCGUCCUUCAUGGUGAUGCAGCGGCCACUCGGAAGCACCACCGCCUUCAGCAUCGACUCUCUGAUCGGGGGGCCCCCGCAGCCCAGUCCGGGACACUUCGUCUACACCGGCUACCCGAUGUUCAUGCCGUACCGGUCGGUGGUGCUCCAGCCGCCGCCGCCGCCUCCCCCGGCCCUGCAGCAGGCUCUCCCCGCCGGCCACCACCCACACCCGCAGAUCCCCAGCCUGCAGAGCGGCUUCUGCUCCAGCCUGGCGCAGGGCCUGACGCAGGGCAUGGCGCUCACCUCCACGCUCAUGGCGUCGCUGCCCGGAGGUUUCUCCCCGUCCCAGCAGCACCAGGAAGCGGCCAGGAAGUUCGGCUCGCAGGCGCUGCACGCGGUCUUCGACAAAUCUCAGGAUCUGCGGCUGGAGGCGGAGGACGGGAAGAGUUUCCUGCAGGGGAAGGAGUCCGCGGGGCUGCAGGCUUUCCACGACACGGACUCCUCGGUGCCAACAUCCACAGUCAGAGGACACAGUAAAGAAGACUCCAAGGAGGAAGAGUGCGGCCGGAAGGAUGAAAGCUUCUCCAUGGACAGUGACUUGGACUACAGCUCGGACGACAACCUGACCUCCAUGUGUCACAAGGAGGACGGGGACGGCGGCGGAGGAGGUCUGGACGACGGGCCGCAUCUUCACGGCUCCGGCGGCGGAGGCUCCGGAGGAGGCGGCGGUGCGGGAGGAGGAGGCGGCGGCGGGAAGAACCGGCGGCGGCGGACGGCGUUCACCAGCGAGCAGCUGCUGGAGCUGGAGAAGGAGUUCCACUGCAAGAAGUACCUGUCGUUAACCGAGCGCUCCCAGAUCGCGCAUGCGCUGAAGCUGAGCGAGGUGCAGGUGAAGAUCUGGUUCCAGAACCGGCGCGCCAAGUGGAAACGGGUCAAAGCCGGAAACGUCAACAACAAGUCCGGGGAGCCGUCCCGGAACCCCAAAAUAGUGGUCCCCAUCCCGGUGCACGUGAGCCGCUUCGCAAUAAGGAGUCAGCACCAGCAGAUGGAGCAGACCAGACCGUAGAAGAAGAACUCGGAGCCGCUUAGCAGAGACUCAAUCCCGGGUUGAUGUUUCCUCUUUUUUCACUCUUCAAACAUUCAAGAUGAAAUAAAUGACGGUUGACUUCCUGCAGUGCUCUUAAACACAAACUGAUGACGACUUUCAUUCUGUGGUUUUUAUUCUGAUUUUAUUUCUACACUUUUGCUUUGACAUAAAUCAGAUUUGAAAGGAUAAAUAAAUUUGGGGCUGAAUGAUUUCUGUUAAUCAUCAGACAGAAGAUUAAAUAAAGUGAAUAAAAUGUUAAAAAUCAUCCAGAAAACAAAACACGAGCUUUAAAUUUAGAGAAUAAUUUAAAGACAAAUGAUUAUUUCUCACUGAUGAUAAUAUUGAUCGUCAUGUUUCUCUAAUUCAAUCAGAUCUAAAAAAAAUCUGUUUUAAUGAUGAAAACUGCUGAAUUCCAUCAGUUUAGUUGACAGAUAUUUUAUUAGGAAUAAAGUGAGUUUACGUCACUGAUCUAAAGACAAACCUCCUUAAAAUAAAUUCAUUCAUGUUUCAGUCUAAUUGUGUCAUUUUGGAGAAAAUGUGUCGGUGAGUUUGAAACGAAGCUAAAUUGUUUUGUCAGAUCAUCUUCAUCAUUUACAGGAAAUAAAAAACACAAAGUUGAAGCGUCGACACGACACUGAGUGACUGGUUAAACUGGUUAAACUGGACGUUUCUCUGCAGGAGGAUCCGCAGCGUUUCAAUCUCAUUUCUGUUGGCGAGACACCAAAAAAAAAAAAACUGCGCGCAAAGACGCGGAGCGGUGACGCGAAGAGGAGGAGGAGGAGGAGGAUGAUGAUGAAGAGACACUGAGCAACUCCUCCCCCCCCCCAACAUGUAAAUACACACACGGGACCAAACUGAGGACAUCAAGUGUAGAUUUGACCACAAACAGACGGCGCGUUAUUUUAACAUUGUUCCUGCUGUCUGAACUUUAACCUUUAUCUCUCUGAACUGUUACUGCUUCACUUUUAUUUCACUUUCAUUUGAUUUGAUUUUUUUUUUUUGGACAAAAUGACGCUGCUAAUUUAUUUAUAUAAAAUUGUGCAAAAGUAACUAACAUUUCCUGACGUAUGGAGUUAAAAAAAAGAAAGAAAAGAUAUACAAGUGUGAAUUAAAAGCUGAAACGUGACCAGAUGUUCACAGCU
Messenger RNA from Thunnus maccoyii (southern bluefin tuna), 2922 nucleotides. RefSeq names its product gastrulation brain homeobox 2 (gene gbx2). Bases 695 to 1759 code for a protein of 354 amino acids. Gene Ontology annotation, cellular component: nucleus. The transcript has 2 exons. NCBI's taxonomy places the organism in Eukaryota, Metazoa, Chordata, Actinopteri, Scombriformes, Scombridae. Gene Ontology annotation, molecular function: DNA-binding transcription factor activity, RNA polymerase II-specific; RNA polymerase II transcription regulatory region sequence-specific DNA binding. Gene Ontology annotation, biological process: regulation of transcription by RNA polymerase II; regulation of nervous system development. The record is from RefSeq and is a predicted model, not a curated record.